Messenger RNA from Drosophila hydei, 742 nucleotides. RefSeq lists its product as uncharacterized. The transcript has 5 exons. NCBI's taxonomy places the organism in Eukaryota, Metazoa, Arthropoda, Insecta, Diptera, Drosophilidae. Bases 207 to 623 code for a protein of 138 amino acids. The record is from RefSeq and is a predicted model, not a curated record.
UUACCGCACAGCUCGACGUACAAACUUACGAUCCGCCGAGUCCGAUUCCGAUUCCGAUUCCGAGUCCCCGAGUCCGAGUCCGAGUCAAAGCCAAAGCCGAGCAACCCAGGCAACACACACAAUUUUUAAAUACAGCGCAGCGCAGAUUCGUCUCAGCGUGUAAUUACACUCUAUAAUAACAAAACAAAAGCUCCAACAAAAUCAUCAUGAAAUUCUUAGUCACCAUUGCUGCUCUGUGCCUGUGCCUGGCCUUUGCUGCCGGCCAGCAAUACUUUCUAGGACAAUUCCCCAGCCGAUCCCGCUUCGCUUUCGACACGCUCUCCUUGGCACAGCCCUCAGCUGCGCAGGUGCGCGAUCCCCGCCAGAAUCGAGGACCCGUCGUGUUCCCACCCUCGCCCCCAGACGCAAUUGAGGAGUCGAGCGGUGUUGUUGUUGGCGCCUCUGGUUUCGGUUUUGUGCCACCACAGCAAAGUAAUUCACUCAGACCGGUGGCAGCAGUGGCAGCGGCAGCUGGCGGCGUGGAUCCAACAUACUUCAGCACCACAUUUCAAACGCCCGACACAUCGUAUGCAACAUUCAACUAUUACAGCAGUCCAUACAAUACGCGAUACACAUACAUCUAAGGCGACGGGGAUGCCAGCCCAACAGUCGAGAGCGAGUUGGGAGUCGAGUCAUGUGUAAGUAGUCAGUUAAUGAGGCGCCUAGGCAAAAUAUCUAAAGAUGUUGUAAAUAAAUGUGUAAA